Molecule: messenger RNA, 1884 nt
Organism: Anoplopoma fimbria (sablefish)
Lineage: Eukaryota; Metazoa; Chordata; Actinopteri; Perciformes; Anoplopomatidae
Gene: rapgefl1
Product: Rap guanine nucleotide exchange factor (GEF)-like 1
Exons: 18
Coding region: 1-1884 (627 amino acids)
Biological process (GO): positive regulation of GTPase activity; Ras protein signal transduction
Cellular component (GO): plasma membrane
Molecular function (GO): guanyl-nucleotide exchange factor activity
Source: RefSeq, a predicted model, not a curated record
AUGCCUGCGGGGAUGAAGCCUCUGGAGAAGUUCCUGAAGAAGCAGACCACGGCUCUGACCCGGGCCGGGGGCUUCGUGGGCGGGGUGGCGGAUAAGGCCGGCGGGGGCACGGGGGCCUCCCGGCGGAGGGCCAGCCUGUCCCGGGUCGUCCCCUUCUUCAGGGAGACGUCUCCGGAGAGCGGACAGCCGAGGGAGGUGUUCAGCCCGGACAGCGAGGACCCCCCCUCCUGGCCCUCGGCCACGGGGCCCGACGUUCGGAGUCCGUCUCUGUCCAGCGACGAGCAGAGCUCCGAGGCCAGUCUGAUCACGGAGAGGACGCCUCUUCCUCCCGACACGCCGGACAACCUGACCCUCGCUCUGCUGGACAGCGCGGCGGGAAAACGCUCCGGAGUCUGUACAGAAACCCUGCUGGAUGACUUCAUGUUGACACAUCACAUCUUCCUUGCGGCCGACAGGUUCCAGCAAGUCCUGCUGCAGCAAUUCAGUCUGGAGACGGAGGAGAGGGAGGCGGAGGGAGUGAUGGACGGAGCAGAGAGGAAGCAGGCGGUGCUGAAUGUGGCGUUCAGAUACCUGGACACCUACAGGGAGCUGCUGCAGGAGGAAGGAGAGAGGAGCAACAGCUUCCCAAAGGAGCUGUACCUGUGUGCGGUUCAGGAGUUGAGUCGGCAUCCUGAGCUGGUGGAGGACGUCCUCAAACUGCAGAGAUGGACCGAGAUCCUACACACACCCUCUGAUGAAGAGAAGGAGAGCAGGAAGAAGCAGGUUCGUCCUCUGUUCAGACACUUCAGACGCAUCGAUGCCUGUCUGCAGCCCAGAGAGGCUUUCAGAGGCUCCGACGAGAUCUUCUGCAGGGUCUACACUCCGGAUCAUUCCUACGUCACCAUCAGGAGUCGUCUGUCCUGUCGGGUCGGAGAGAUUCUGGCUCUGGUCCGAGAGAAGCUCCAGUACAGCGAGGACCAACCGGUUCUGCCUGGAAACCUCAUACUGGUGGCCGUCACAUCAGCUGGAGAGAAGGCCGUGUUUCGUCCCAGUGAUGAGGCCGUCUUCACCACGCUGGGAGUCAACACUCACCUGUUUGCUUGUGAACCUACUGAACUCGAGUCACUGCUUCCUCUUCCUGAAGAGAUCCACUGGACGCCCGGUGACAGCAAACUCCACGACAUGUCAGCGGAGGAAGUAGCCAAUCAGCUGGUGGUGUUUGACUGGGAGCUGUUCAGCUGUGUGCACGAGGUGGAGUUUGUGUGUUAUGUGUUUCACGGGGAGCAGUCCCGCUGGCGCCCCCUAAACCUGGAGCUGGUACUGCAGCGCUGCAGCGAGGUGCAGCACUGGGUCGCCACGGAGAUCCUGCAGUGUCAGUCGCUGCCCAAGAGGGUCCAACUGCUCCGCAAGUUCAUCAAGAUCGCAGCACUCUGUAAGCAGCAGCAGGACCUGCUGUCGUUCCUCGCCGUGGUUCUGGGUCUGGACAACCCGGCCGUCAGCAGACUGCGACUCACCUGGGAGGGUCUCCCGGGGAAGUUCAGGAAGCAGUUUCAGCAGUUUGAGGGCGUCGCGGACCCGUCCAGGAACCAUAAGUCCUACAGAGACCUGAUCACCAGCCUGAGACCUCCGCUGAUCCCCUUCACUCCUCUGCUGCUCAAAGACCUGACGUUUCUUCAUGAGAGCUGUAAGACGUUUCACGGUGAACUCGUCAACUUUGAGAAGAUGCACAAGGUAGCAGACAUGGUGAGGAUCAUCAGACGCUACAGGAGCAGUCAGUUGGCCAUGGAUACGGAGACGUCCCCCUCCCACCUGCAGACGAAGGCCUACGUCCGUCAGCUCCAGGUGAUCGACAACCAGAACCUUCUGUUUGACAUGUCCUGCAAACUGGAGCCCAAAGACACAUAG